Messenger RNA from Lentinula edodes (shiitake mushroom), 2060 nucleotides. RefSeq lists its product as uncharacterized. The record is from RefSeq and is a predicted model, not a curated record. Bases 237 to 1886 code for a protein of 549 amino acids. The transcript is spliced from 2 exons. Lineage: Eukaryota; Fungi; Basidiomycota; Agaricomycetes; Agaricales; Omphalotaceae.
UCACUUAGAUAAGACAAACCGCAUCGCUCUAGGCGCCUUUCAGAGCUUGCGUGUCGACUAUCAUCCGUCCAGUCCACCAUCGCCAUAUUCCGUGAACCACCCACCCUUCCCUAAUAAUUAAGAUAUUUGCGUCUAUCAGCGUCCAGGCUUCUCUUCAAUAAGUUGAAUAACUUGUUCAUUCCGACCCUUGUGUCCUCAAUCACUGCUUCGAAGAAUCACUUGUCGUGAUAAUCGCUAUGUCAUGCCCACAAUGUGGAUAUUCAUCUGAUAGAGCACCUCUACCUAUUCCUCUUCAUUCCACCCGCGUCAAUAACCUCCUGCACACCAAUGACUCCCCAACCGAAGAUGAACAGAAAACUCUGGAGACCUUCUUAGGCCAUGGCAAAUCGGAACUCCAAUACCUUAAGGCCCGCAUUGUCUCGGUGAAGGUUCUGCUCGAAGAGCUCGAGCGCGCUAAAGCUUUGCUUGCAAAAGCAGUCUCAGAGCACGAAACGGUUCUGAAUCCUAUGCGACGCAUGCCGGAUGAUCUCCUGGUGGAGAUAUUUCUCCAUGGUGCAGGGCUUUAUAUAGAUCCCGGAGACUAUUUUCCUUCGGCACGACAUUCUCUGGAUCUCAACUCCCCUCCAUGGACAUAUAGCCGGGUGUGUCGUCGCUGGAGGGGGACAGCCAUGCGUACACCUCUCCUUUGGACACGAGUCAAAAUCGAAGCGGAUUACCUUGUCAGUUUACGUCAUUCACAAAUAACCCAACAGAAUGUAUGGAAUAGUCAUCCGAGUCAGAGUCCGCUUCCUUUUGGUCUCUCCCUUCUAUCAGGGUAUCUAAGUCGUUCAGCCGCAUUACCUCUUGCUAUCUACCUUGACAUGCCCUCAUAUCGCUCGGAUAAUUAUGCUUACAGCAUUUCUGCCCUCGUUGCCUCUCAUUCCCAACGCUGGGAAUCAUUAUUUCUGGGCAGAGUUCAAUCUUUUGAUUCCAACAAUAUGGUCUUAUCAGAAGACUCCUUUCCCUUGUUGAGAAGGUUGCAAGUUAAGCUUCUGGAGGUGCUCCCAUUAGUUGAUAUACCUGCUCCAAGGCUAAAAUCAUACUCGAUUGUUGGCAGCGGCGGCUUAGGAUCUAGUAUCACCGAGGCUAAACUCUCGACAAAACUCUGCAGUCAAAUUACAGAUUGCUUGAUUUCCAAUAUUUCAUACAAGGUUGCAUUGAGAGUGUGCGAACACCUCCCCAAUUUAUGCAGGUUAGUUUUAGUACAAGACUUGCCACUCGCCUUUGAUCCCAACUCAGAGGAUCAGAUAAAAGUACUUCCUCGUCUCAAAGAGCUCUUCGUAGAACAGUCAAAUCAUCCAGUCUUCUCAUAUGUCACGGCAGUCUGCAAAUCAAUAACUUGCCCAGCUCUUACAUCCCUAUCUAUCCGAGUUUUUCACACUGACCCCUUGCUGAAAUCCACCAUCAAAGAGUUUGAAAAGCGCUCCGCUUUCAAUCUUGAAUGUUUAGUUAUCAAUGCAUGGACCUAUAUUUACGAGGACAUCCAGAGCACUAUGACCCUCAAAUCACUUGCAGUCAGUGAACUUAGCUAUCACAGAGCCAACAAUAUCUUCUGCAAACUGAAGCCUUUGGAAUCAGCAACUAUCACCCCAUUUCCCGUCCUUCAUCAACUGAAACUCCAUCUGUGGCGUAUGCCUAUACCCGGGGGCAGCUAUGAUUUAAUGGAGAACUUGUAUCACUGUGUUCUUUCUCGUCUCUCUACUGCCAACUCUUCCAAUCAUAACAAUCUGUCACCUCACGAAGUGUUUAUCACCGCGCCGGAAAAAGAGGCUAGGAAGAUGCUUGACCAUCCCCAAUUAGGGACACUUCGUUCACUAGGAAUGAAAAUCGAUAUCAUCGCUUCGUGAACUUAGUAUGACUAUUACCACUUCUAUGCCAUCCUCCUCAUCCUCCUCCUGUAUUCCGGUAUUUGAUUCGAUGUAAAUGGUUCUAGUCAGAUUGCGGGGACAUCUUUGUUGUUGGUACCUACCUGAUAAACAACAUUACUAUUUUUUGCCCACAGAUGUUUCCGAGUUGUUCUU